CGCUUCAUGACUGCCUAAUCCUCUCUCCCCAGGUACCUAGUAGUUCAUGGGAGCCGAAGUCGGCCGAGUUCCCAAACGGGCCGGCCUUGUGCUGCCGAAGGGCGCGCGAGCUGUUCCUCCACUCGGCAGAUGACAUCAGAUUGCUAAGCUCCCAGUCUCUCAUAUGGACAAACGGCCACCCCUUCUUGAACUCAUAAUGUUAUCCCUUCAAUGAUCUGCUGAUUGACUAGAUUUUCUCCUUCGAAGCAAUCUAUCCCCAGAGACAAGAGCAAGCAACUGGGGCAGCAAAAGAGAUGUCUGCCAAGUCAAAAAACUUCUACCCGGACCUGCGCAAGCAGGCAACCAACACGACGAGCGGAUCCAAGGUGGUGAGCUACGCCUCAGACCUAGGCAGUGACGGCCCGAUCUUGAUCCUCGUACACGGAUACCCUCAAUCCUCCCUUAUCUGGCGCCACGUCGUCCCGAAGCUCCACAAGGAGGUUUCACUCUUCAUACCGGAGCUUCCGGGUUACGGCAUCAGCAGCCCGUCAAAGACCAGUGCACCGAGAGACGUAGGCGGUGCACUCCUCGAGGCCCUCCAAUUCGUUUUCAAACUCUCUGAGGGCCCACCUCGGCGUCUCAUUCUCGGCGGACAUGACCGUGGGGCGCGUAUUUGUCAUCGCUUGGCGGUCUCAAAAACCGAUUUUCCCUUUGUAGAGAUUAUUGGGGCGAUUCUAAUGGACAUUGUACCUACGAAAGUCCAAUGGGAUAACUUCUCGAACCCGUCUGUUGCGACGGGGUACUUCCACUGGCCACUGCUUGCCAACGUCGAGGUGGCUGUCCAGAUGAUCAAGGCGUACGGCGGAGCGCAGUGGUGCCGAAAUGGGCAUCUCAGACUGGCCGGCAGUGAGGAAGGGCUAGCCAGCAUUCAGUCGGACGGGGCGCUUGAGGUCCACGCGGAGCUGUUUGACGAGGAAGAGACGCUACGACAUACCUGUGAAGACUACGCUGCCGGGGCUGCACCGGAAUAUAAGAAGCAGGAGGAUGAUCAGAAGGCAGGCGCAAAGAUUGAUGUUCCAACCUUGGUCAUGUUCUCCCAGCACAAUCUUGGGGCCAAGAUGGAUGUGGCAAAGAUCUGGAGAGAUUGGAUUGAGCCUGGGACUUGGUAUGAACCAGUUGCACUUGGGGACGGAAUCGGGCAUUACCUUCCCGAGGAAGCGCACUAUAUUGUUUCGGGCAAGGUAUUGGAGUUUCUGAAGCAUCACAGUUAAGUCGUGACUCCCUGGCAAAGCUGGAGACGUGCAAUGGGGGCCAAAAUGAGACAUCCCGGCCAAAUACUUGUUUGUGCCUGGUUGAAGCAAACACCACUGCGUUCAUUUCUAGGAGUAAAGC
Messenger RNA from Diaporthe batatas, 1371 nucleotides. RefSeq lists its product as uncharacterized. Lineage: Eukaryota; Fungi; Ascomycota; Sordariomycetes; Diaporthales; Diaporthaceae. The coding region runs from base 294 to 1250 and encodes 318 amino acids. Gene Ontology annotation, molecular function: hydrolase activity. The record is from RefSeq and is a predicted model, not a curated record. The transcript has 3 exons.